This is a messenger RNA of Papaver somniferum (opium poppy), 1109 nucleotides long. Its product is annotated as phosphoglycerate kinase, chloroplastic-like. The coding region runs from base 1 to 909 and encodes 302 amino acids. Gene Ontology annotation, molecular function: ATP binding; ADP binding; phosphoglycerate kinase activity. Lineage: Eukaryota; Viridiplantae; Streptophyta; Magnoliopsida; Ranunculales; Papaveraceae. The transcript is spliced from 5 exons. The record is from RefSeq and is a predicted model, not a curated record. Gene Ontology annotation, biological process: gluconeogenesis; glycolytic process. Gene Ontology annotation, cellular component: cytosol.
AUGAUGCAGGAGCGUUGCCUAAAAAAUUUGCCAAAUGGAGGUGUCGUACUCCUUGAAAAUGUGAGAUUUUACAGAGGAGAAUUGAAGAAUGCCCCUGCAUUGGCGAGGAUACUAGCAUCUUAUGCCGACCUCUAUGUGAAUGAUUGUUUUUUAACUGCUCACAGAACUGAUGCUUCCUCGGUUGGAGUCACCAAGUUCUUACGGCCAUCUGUGGCUGGUUUCCUUAUGAAGAAGGAACUUGACUAUCUUAUUGGAGCUGUAUUGAAACCCAAGAGGCCUUUUGCUGCCAUUGUUGGGGGUAUUAAACUCUCACGGGAGAUAAGAAUAAUUGAAUAUUUGCUGGAGAAAGUUGAUAUCCUCAUUUUGGGUGGAAGAAUGAUCUCCACAUUCAACAGAGCCAAUGGCUUACCCGUCGGAUCAUCCCCUGUUCAGGAAGACAUGAUUGAUACAGCAAAGUCAAUUAUCGAGAAGGCUAAGGUCAGGGGAGUGGUUCUUCAUUUACCAGUUGAUGUUGUGAUUGCUGACCAGUGUGCACCUGAUGCGAGCUGCAAGACUGUAGCAGCAGGUAGUGUUCCUGAUGGUUGGAUGAUUUUGGAUAUUGGUUCGGAUUCAAUCCAGGCAUUCAAUGCAUCUCUUGAUACAGCCAAGACUGUUUUACAUCAUGGUUCGUUAGGAGUUUAUAAUUUUGACAAGUUCGAACAUGGAACGGAAGCAAUCACCAUGAAGUUGGCUGAGCUAACUGGAAAGGGAGUAACAACAAUUGUUGCAGGUGGUGAGUCAAUUAAAACUAUCCACAAACUAGGUUAUGCUGAAAAGGUAAGCCACACCUCAACAGGAGGGGUUUCCAGUGAUGGGCUAUUGGAAGGAAAGUUACUUCCUGGUAUUUAUUCUUUAGAUUCAGGUUGUUGAUGAUAUUGUCUUUUGGAAAUACGUUUGGAAGAAACGAUUGGUUGAUAUUUUGAACUGGGAUAUUUAUCAGUUUAUGUAGGAUCUGAGUAAGUAAACACGGUUUUUAGUUUCGAUGUUAACAAAUGAUAUUUUGAACUGGGAUAUUUAUCAGUUUUUAGUUUCGAUGUUAACAAAUGAUUUUCUAUCAAAUGUAUUUCUUC